UGUGAAGUUUGUGCUUAAAUAUCUGCUCAGCAGAGAUCUCUCAGCUGCAUAGUAGCUCCAGAGACAGUUUUGGGGGUCAGUUCGCAGCAGAGGAUGUGGUCACUCAGGGAAGGGAAAUUGGAUUGGUCUGCACCAGCCUUCAUGGAAGACGACGGUGUGUGUUGCACUGAAGUGCCAGCUGGGAGCGAGGCGAACUUCAGGGAAACAAGUCUGUCUGGUCAUGACAGCCACGUCCCUAGUUCUGUAGUUCUUGAAGCAAUAGAAAAUGUUAUUCAAGACGUACUUAAAAGCUUGGCCCAAAAAAAAGCACCUGUUCUUACAGUGGCUGACAGAUCAGAUUGGAAGAAUAUAGAGUUUAAAGAUUCUAUAGGUCUACAGAUGGUACCACAUAGUACUACAAAACAGAUCAGAAGUGACUGCCCUAGAUCAGCACACAAAUUUGCUCUGAUACUCAAACUAUUAUCUAUGAUCUAUAAGAUGGUGCAGAGCAAUACUUAUGCAACUAAAAGAGAUAUAUAUUAUUCAGAUACACUACUCUUUGGUAGCCAAACUGUUGUGGACAAUAUAAUCAAUGACAUUUCUUGCAUGCUUAAGAUACCUCGGAGAAGUCUACACAUACUGUCUACAACUAGAGGUUUUGUAGCUGGGAAUUUAAGUUACACUGAAGAAGAUGGUACAAAAGUGAAUUGUACUUGCAGUGCAACAGCAGUCACUGUGCCAUCUAAUGUUCAAGGAAUUAAAAAUUUAAUCUCACAUGCCAAAUUUAUGUUAAUUGUAGAAAAAGAUGCAACUUUUCAAAGACUCCUGGAUGAUGACUUCUGCAAUAGAUUGUCCCCAUGCAUAAUGAUUACGGGAAAAGGUGUACCAGAUCUCAAUACAAGACUUUUGGUCAGAAAGCUGUGGGAUACCUUUCAAAUUCCUAUUUUCACCCUUAUGGAUGCAGAUCCACAUGGUGUAGAAAUAAUGUGCAUCUACAAAUAUGGAUCUCUGUCAAUGUCUUUUGAGGCCCAUCAUCUCACCGUUCCAUCUAUAAAGUGGCUUGGUCUCCUUCCAUCUGAUCUAGAGAGAUUAAAUAUACGCAAAGAUGCCCUGAUUCCCUUUACAAAGCAAGAUCAAAAUAAGUUAGCAAGUUUACAAAAGAGACCUUACAUUGCUUGUCAGCCGACAUGGAAAAAAGAACUGGAAAUUAUGGCAGCAUCUAAACUGAAGGCUGAAAUUCAAGUUUUGACUUCUCUUUCAUCAGACUACCUUUCCAGAGUCUAUUUACCAAACAAACUGCAGUUUGGUGGAUGGCUAUGAGUGCCUUUUUGCAAAUGAAAAGUUUUUCUUGAUAGCGAUUUGUUUUGUUGACCACUCAUAGAAAAAAUAUCAAGACACAGAGGAGUAUGCUUCAUCUUAUAGUUAGGUUUCUUUACCACUGUUUCUAGAUUAACAUUCUUUCUCCUCUUUCAAACCUUCAGAGGAAUUAAUUAUUUAUUUGCUAUUAUAAAAUCCUUUUACUACCAUUCUGUGGCUUCUGCACUGUAACGAUGCCCAAUGCAAUGGUAUAUGCAGGAAAAGAUAAUGAGAGAUGUUCUUUCUGUCCAGAAAAUGUUAAGUUCAAAAACGUAUCAAGGAAUUGCUUGGUCUUCUGCCUUAAAGCACAAUGUGAUGCUGUACCAACCUUUUUAUUUUUGAGGAGAGUAAAAGACUUCGUUAAGAAUUUAUUGCACGUGCCUCCUUUGGCAAAUUACUUCUGAGUACAGCAUUGUGGCAUUUUGUGUUUGCUGUUUAGUUUGGACUGAAACGUCAGAGAUACUCCAUUACUGUGUAUCUCAAGCAGCCGUAUAUGUUCCAGGAACCACAUUAUUAUUUGUCUUCGAUGAACAAGUAAGGAAGCAGAUGUAACUGAUUAAGAAUUUAAUA
Molecule: messenger RNA, 1905 nt
Organism: Cuculus canorus (common cuckoo)
Lineage: Eukaryota; Metazoa; Chordata; Aves; Cuculiformes; Cuculidae
Gene: SPO11
Product: SPO11 initiator of meiotic double stranded breaks
Exons: 14
Coding region: 94-1299 (401 amino acids)
Biological process (GO): reciprocal meiotic recombination; meiotic DNA double-strand break formation; meiotic DNA double-strand break processing
Cellular component (GO): nuclear chromosome
Molecular function (GO): DNA binding; DNA topoisomerase type II (double strand cut, ATP-hydrolyzing) activity; ATP binding
Source: RefSeq, a predicted model, not a curated record